Molecule: messenger RNA, 1581 nt
Organism: Diplodia corticola
Lineage: Eukaryota; Fungi; Ascomycota; Dothideomycetes; Botryosphaeriales; Botryosphaeriaceae
Product: amino acid transporter
Exons: 5
Coding region: 1-1581 (526 amino acids)
Biological process (GO): transmembrane transport
Cellular component (GO): membrane
Molecular function (GO): transmembrane transporter activity
Source: RefSeq, a predicted model, not a curated record
AUGGACAUGGCCCCGACGGAGAAGAACGUGAUGCCCGCCGAGCAAGCCGUUGGCUAUGAUGGCUGGGGCGACACCACCAGCGACGUGCGCGACAUGCAGCGCCUGGGGAAGAAGCAGGAGUUCCAGCGGAACUUCGGCUUUCUCUCGACUCUCGGAUUCGUCUCCAUCUACAUGGCCACCUGGGAGUUCGUCCUAGUCUCUCUCUCCGCCGGCUUCAUCAACGGAGGCUUUGCCGGCCUCUUCUGGACCUUCAUCGGCACCGUCAUCUGCUACGCCACCAUUGUCGCCUCGCUGGCCGAGAUGGAGAGCAUGGCCCCGACCAGCGGCGGCCAGUAUCAUUGGGUCUCCGAGUUCGCCCCCGCCCAGCACCAGAAGUUCCUGAGCUACGCCGCCGGCUGGAUGUCGACGCUGGGAUGGCUGGCGAGCUUCGCCUCCAGCUGCUUCGUCGUCACCACACUCAUCGACAUCUGCGCCGAGGUCAUCGACCCAGACUUUGCCUUCACCAACUGGCAGGCAACCCUCCUCAUGCUCGCCUUCAUCGUCAUCACCAUCUUCUUCAACACCAUCGGCGCCGCUUCGCUGCCCAUGCUGGAGACGGCCUCUCUGUUUGCCCAUGUGCUCGGCUUCUUCGUCGUCGUCGUAGUGUGCUGGGCCAUGUGCCGCCCCUUGAACCCGGCCAGUGACGUCUUCUUCACCUUCGUGAACAGCGGCGGAUGGAGCAACGUGGGAACCGCCUGCCUGAUCAGCCAAGUCACCGUCAUGUACUGCAACCUGGGAUCCGACAGCAUUGUCCACAUCUCUGAAGAAGUCGAGGAUGCGUCUUGGAUCGUCCCCCGCGCCAUGUGGUGGUCCUAUGUCAUCAACGUCCUACUCGGCAUCGUCAUGCUCAUCACCAUGCUUUUCUGCAUCGGUCCGCUCGAGGCCACGCUGGAAGCCGAUGCCCCCUACCUGAACCUCUUUGUCAACACGGGCUCGACCGGCGUUGCCCUGUUCCUGACCAUCCUCCUCCUGCUGCUCAUCUUCGCCGGCAACAUCACCACCCUGGCCACCGUCUCGCGAGAGCUGUGGGCUUUCUCAAGGGACAAGGGAUUCCCCUGCUCGGCCUGGAUUUCGCAUAUGAACCGCAAGUACGACAUCCCCUUCAACUCGGUCUACCUCUCCUCGGUUGGCGCCGGCGUCCUGUGUUUGGUGAACCUCGGCUCCACCCUCGCCUUCAACAUCAUCGUCUCGCUCUCCCUCCUCGCCCUGCUUUCGACAUACAUGCUGUCCAUCGGCUGUGUCCUGCUCCGCCGCAUCAGGGGCGACGAGCUCCCGCCCGCGCGUUGGAGCCUCGGCCGGCUCGGCCUCCCCGUCAACGCCUUCGCCUUCUGCUACUCGCUGUUCGUCAUCGUCUUCAGCUGCUUCCCGACCUCGACGCCGGUGACGACGGCCGACGCCAACUGGGCCCCGGCCAUCUGGGCCGGCGUCAUCGCCAUCAGCGCCGGCACCUACGUCGUGCACGGGAAGCAGCAUUUCACCCCGCCCGUCAUCUUCGUCGAAGGCAGGCGGACGGCGGGGGUUGGGAUCCAAGCAAGUUCGUAG